Aspergillus heteromorphus CBS 117.55 is the source of this 444-nucleotide messenger RNA. RefSeq lists its product as uncharacterized. Bases 10 to 444 code for a protein of 144 amino acids. NCBI's taxonomy places the organism in Eukaryota, Fungi, Ascomycota, Eurotiomycetes, Eurotiales, Aspergillaceae. The transcript is spliced from 2 exons. The record is from RefSeq and is a predicted model, not a curated record.
AAUCCAUCCAUGGCCUCCUGGAUCUCACCGUUUCAGCCCUACGGUGAGGUCGUCGCUCGCCAGUGGUUCGUCCUUUCCGGCUAUUCCGUUCAGCCUCAGUCCGUGGAUGAAGCUAGGGAUUUUCCUCAAAUCAUCGUCGUGCCGCUGCAGCCUUAUGGCUCCCAAGGUCCCCCCCCGGAGAACCGCCAUGCAUCCCAGCUGAACCUGCCCGGCUUCUCACGCCCAUCGCCGUCGGCCCUGGUGGAGCGAUUUUCCGCCUGCCGAUGUCUCUACUUCCAGCACGCGGUAGAUCCGUGUGAGGCAUAUCGACAGCGCGGCCACACGGUGCAGGAGAAAAUCGUCCUGGUCGGCUACACCUGCUCCCGCCACUCUCUGCGAUGCAACGGGAGCGACGUGCGAGACCCUGCCCUCCCGGAUUCCGGAUACUCCAGCAUCAAGGGAUAA